AUUUGCAAGUAUGGAUCCAAGAUUGCUAUGGGUUGCUCAAUCGGGUAGCGUCAAUGCUUUAUAUUCUCUUAUUCAAAAGGACCCAUGUAUUCUUCAGAACGUCGAUAUUUUACCUUUCAUGCACACACCUCUCCAUGAAGCUUCAUCAACUGGCAAGAUAGAUUUGGCGAUGGAACUGAUGAUUCUAAAGCCAUCUUUUGCCAAGAAGCUAAACGCAGAUGGGUUUACUCCAUUACAUCUUGCCGUCGAACACCAACAAGUUGAAUUAGCACUAGAGCUAGUCAAGUUUGAUCCCAGUCUUGUUCGUACUCGUGGUAGAGGAGGUAUGACGCCAUUGCAUCUUGUGGCAGAAAGUGGGGACGUGGAUCUUCUUACAGAGUUUCUCUUGGCAUGUCCUGAAUGUAUCAGAGAUGCAAAUGUAAAUGGAGAAACAGCUUUACACAUCGCGGUUAUAAAUAAUAGAUACGAAGAGCUCAAAGUUCUCAGAGGGUGGAUGCAAAGAAUUCGCAAAAGUGAUGCUUCAACCACCGAGAUUCAAGUGCUGAACAAGCGUGAUCGUGAAGGCAACACGGCCUUGCACUUAGCGGCAUAUAAGAAUAACCACCAGGCAUUAAAGCAGCUUUUAAAAUGCAUGCCACUGAACCGGAACAUCCAGAACAAAAGUGGUAUGACAGCCCUUGAUGCCUUGCGAGUCAAUGGACCACACAUGAACAGAGAAACGGAGAGCACUAUACAGAAAUCGGGUGGUAAGAGUGGGAUGUCUCUAUCCAGGGUUAAGACAACGUCUCUUUUCCUAAGCAAACCUGUCACUUUCUGUGAAUAUUGCUCUACCGGAAUGGCACGUUACAGGAGUCGCAUGUCAGACGGAACAAGGAACUCUCUUCUUGUAAUAACAGCCCUUAUCAUCACAGCUACUUAUCAGACUGUGGCACAACCGCAAGAUGACAAGUAUGAGGCGGCACAACCGCCAGGAGUCUAUUAUGGGGCGCAAGAUUACAAUUAUGUGGACUUUGAUGCGGUAAAAACAAUAUUAAAGAUCGUGCUACUAUGGGGAUUCAAUACCAUGGCCUUUUUCUUGGCGAUUGCCUUGACAUUCAUACUCUUACCAGUUGGCAGAACAUAUACUUGGUGGUAUAUCUUCAUAAUGGGGCCUCUCCUCUGUUCAUAUACAAUUUUGGUGUACCAGGACAUGACAAUAUUCAUAUUGAUGUAUCUGAUGAUUGCGUUCAUAUUUCUCAUCUAUCUACUUGUAUUCUACGUGAAGUGGAAGCGGACUACGCGGAAGAAAGUACCAAAACCUAGAAUCGAGCUGAUUUCCGAAGGCUUAGGAACGAUGUUCUAGGCCAGUUACACUAUUACAAGAUCCCAAAUGUGAGCUGAAUAUCCAAAGCAUCUUACCAUGGUCCAAAUGUUUGUUGUAAAACUUCGAUUGUUAUAAGCAUAUUCGGUUGCUUUGUAAAAUACUUAGUAAAGAUUGUAAUCUUUUUGAAUAAGGCACAUGUUUAA
Messenger RNA from Raphanus sativus (radish), 1506 nucleotides. Its product is annotated as ankyrin repeat-containing protein BDA1-like. NCBI's taxonomy places the organism in Eukaryota, Viridiplantae, Streptophyta, Magnoliopsida, Brassicales, Brassicaceae. The transcript has 3 exons. The record is from RefSeq and is a predicted model, not a curated record. Gene Ontology annotation, molecular function: protein binding. Bases 11 to 1342 code for a protein of 443 amino acids.